AUGGGCUGCCUUGGAUGCUGCACGCAGCUCAACCCUGAGAUCGCGGCGCUGCAAGACUGCUACCCGCCUUCCAAGGACCUCGUCAAGUCCAGCCCAGAGUUCAUGCCCAUGUCCCAGGACAUGAGCAAGCUCACUUACUAUGCUAAGAACAAGCCCAGCUCGCUCGCCAAGAUAGGAGAUGAACUUGAGAAGCGCGUCGUCAAGGAGGCCAAAGCUAGUACUGGCGGGUAUCCCAAGAGCCGCGCCGCCCUCUUAAUCUCCCUCGUAAUCCUCUACAAGCUUCUCACCGAGUGCAAGCGCGACAUAGGCCUAUUUUCUCGCCAAGCUUUGCGCGCCAUAUCCGCAGCUCUCGAUGUCAAGAUCUACCAGACGAACAAGGUCGACCUCGAGGCCAUCUCGCGCGCUGGCAACUGCUUCGUCGCACUCACCCAAGGCACGGACGGUGGGUCGAUCGGCGUCGAUGACGCCCUCACAUCGGCCUACCUCGAGGUGCUCGCCAAGUUUGCUGCGUUCUCCAGCUCCGGCCCAACCGGCACCGUGCGCAACGAGAAGGGCGACGACGAGGACCAGAGCCGCGCGCGCCUCCUCGGUCUGCGCGGCCUCACGGGUGCGAGCACGAGCGACGCGGCGUUUAGUUCGGGCGAGUUCCUGCGGCAGGCGCAGAUCAUCGUGCCCGCCCUACUAGCGGUACUGCAGGAGACGCCUAUGAGCGAGCUCAAGGGCCUCGUGCACCGGAGUAGACGUCGGUCCGCCCUUGGACCCCUCAUCACCGAGGUGUCUUCCAGGCCCCGGCCCCCACCGAGCCUCAGCGAGCACGUCGUCGGUGAGAAGGGCCCGAGCGCGGACGAUGUGACGAGUGCCGCAUUCCGGUGCCUGUACGAGUUUGUGGCUGAGUGCCACACCAGCCAAGCGAGCCAUGUGCUCGACGUCGUGCUGGUAUACUUUGACAAGCGUGGGGUGUGGCGUGACGUCGAGCGGUGCUGCGUCAUCACUGAGACCCUCGCACAGGCGAUGCAGCUGCAGAGCCGCUUUGUUGUGCCCACGCGCAUCGUCGAGCUCCUCGUCAACAUGCCCGACGACCAGCCGCCAACCGACAAGCACAUGAGCAUCCUCGCCAUGGUCACGACUGUGCUCACGUCGAGUGUGAGCCUCGUCGGUCUCGCAGUCACCGACAUCCUCUCAAGCCUGAUCUCUGUGAUUGAGCGCCGCGUCGCUCUUGACGCGAACGACGCGCUCCUCACCCCGCUCGUGAACUGCGUCUCAUCGCUUGGUACGCACAUCUACUAUGUCGACCAGAUCAACGACAUUGUAGAAGAGACUACCCUCCAGAUGAUGAGCAUCCCCGUCACGAACCCUGCGCGGCAGGAGAUCCUCCGCGUCCUAAUCCACUGCAUUACCGGCGUGAUGGUCGCCGCAGACCGUGGCGACGAGAUUGAGGCCGAGGCUCGCGAGCGCCCAGCCUCCCCACUCCCGAUGGACAAGGGCAAGGGGCUUGCCCUCGACAGUCCAGCCGUCGAGAUGCCUCGCGCGCGCGACGCCGGCCGGCGUAACCCCAUCGCCCCCGAGGUGUGGCAGGAGACUCUCCCCCUCCUCUGCGAGAGCAGCUAUCCGGUCCGCGCGGCGUACGCCCGUGCCCUGAUCUUCUAUCUCCAGACCGAGCUGCCGCGCGACAAGCGGCCGAGACCCGACGAACCGAACAUUGUACGUUUCUGCCAAGCCGUCAAUGCGGCAGUUUACACGCUUGCCAUGUCGUCCCGUCUUGGGCAGGGCGAGCCGCUAUCUGGCCCACCAACGCCGAGCCGCUCCAGCUCGGCGAACAUGCUCGGGAGCGGGGCUAGCACUCCUCCCCGCGGCCAGGGGGGCAUCGUCAGCUUUGUCGUGUCGGAACCCACGCCCGUCGACACUCCAACCGGCACAAUUUCGCAUGUGCCUAAUGGCAACGACCGCUCGCACGCCGGGGCAGCGGCCACCUCGGCCUCGGCCAACGGCGCGGGAACGCCUGGCAGUGGUGCCGUCACGCCGCCGCGCAAGCCUCUGCGGGGUGGGCGCAGAGUCUCGCUGCCGCUCAACCGCCUCAUCACGGUUACCGAGCCGGGGCCUUUCGACGCCGUUGCCACGCCGUUCGACUACGCAGCAAUCCUAGCCCUCAUGGGCGAGCUACACGCGGCCGUCCCCUCCGCCGCACUGGAGACGUCCGCGCCAAUGCUAUUCGCGCUGGAUAGUGACGCAGGUAACGAACUCACCAGACGCCCAGGCAUGUCUGGCGCCUAUGUUCUCGAGCGUCGGCGGGCUGUCCGCGAAACUCUCCUAAUCCUAUGGCGGCACAUCUCGCGCUCGUGGGGCGUCUUCUCCGUUCUGGGAAUGGCGGAACACGCCCUUGCCAGCUUACCUGAACCGUUUGUGGUUCCCGACCCCCGAUCUGCGCCCGACGGCGAACUUCCUCGCCCCGAGACGCCAGUCGAGUUCGUGCGUGAUGAAUCCGAGGCUGAGAGCGCCGCCGCCUCCCAGCCCAUCCUCAACUGGCGUGAUAUUACCGCCGCCUUCGCCAACUCGUCCGCUGUGGAGAUGGGAACUGGACGAGACGCACAGGGAAUCACCAGGGUUUUCGGGGCAAAGUGGAGCGUCGAGGAUGCGUUGCGGAACGCAACGGAGCGGUUUGCCCGCCCUGCACCAGCACCGGAGGCGACGCCGUUCAUGGCUAUCCCGAAUGCCAGUUACCAGUCUUUUGGACGGCCUGUUAGCCGCGCCGUUGAGGUAGGCGAUCUCCGCGACGCGCUUGCGGGCGGGGCGGAGACUGGGAGCGCAGCGCAGAGCGUUGCUAGUAUGUCAUCGAGCGCGCCGACGAAUGGCGCGCCAAAGGGUAAGCCCGAUGCCAAGGAGAUCCUCAAGGAGAUCUUCAAGGAGAAGCGACCUCGCGGCGUCGCGGCCAGCGCGCCGGCUUAG
Molecule: messenger RNA, 2943 nt
Organism: Cutaneotrichosporon cavernicola
Lineage: Eukaryota; Fungi; Basidiomycota; Tremellomycetes; Trichosporonales; Trichosporonaceae
Gene: EFR3
Exons: 2
Coding region: 1-2943 (980 amino acids)
Biological process (GO): protein localization to plasma membrane
Source: RefSeq, a predicted model, not a curated record